AUGAAAAAAACAAAAGAUAUUGGAAUUUGUGCAAUUGACAUUUAUUUCCCACAAACCUAUGUAAAUCAAAGUGAAUUAAAGAAAUAUGAUAAAGUGUCAAAUGGUAAAUAUACAAUUGGAUUAGGACAAACCAAUAUGUCAUUCGUUGGAGAUAGAGAAGAUAUAGUAUCGAUGGCAAUGACAUCAGUUAAAAUGAUGAUGUCAAAAUAUAGCAUUGACUAUCAAUCAAUUGGUAGACUAGAAGUUGGUACAGAAACAAUCAUUGAUAAAUCGAAAUCAGUGAAAUCAUCAAUAAUGUCAUUAUUUCAAGAAUAUGGUAACACAUCAUUAGAAGGCGUCGAUACAUUGAAUGCAUGUUAUGGUGGUACCAAUGCAUUAUUUAACAGUUUACAAUGGAUUGAAUCAAGUUAUUGGGAUGGUAGAUAUGCGUUAGUGGUAACUGGCGAUAUCGCAGUCUAUAGCAAAGGUGCAGCUCGUCCCACUGGUGGUGCUGGUGUCGUCACAAUGCUAAUUGGUCCAAAUGCAACAUUAAUAUUCGACCAAUCAUUACGUGGCACUCAUAUGGAGAAUGUGAACGAUUUCUAUAAACCUGACCUAUCAAGUGAAUACCCCUAUGUUGAUGGUAAAUUAUCAAUUGAAUGUUAUUUAAGAGCAUUAGACAAAUGUUAUUUAGAAUAUAAAAAAAAAUUUGAAUCAAUCAAUGAUGAUAAUAAAUUUUCAAUGGAUUCUUUUGAUUAUGUUUGUUUUCAUUCACCUUAUAAUAGAUUAGUUCAAAAAUCAUACGCUAGAUUAAUAUAUAAUGACUUUUUACAAAAUCCAAAUAACCCAAAAUAUCAAGACCUUUUACCUUUUAAAGAUUUAUCAACUGGUAAAGACAGUUAUAUAAAUUCAAAACUCGAUCAAAUCACUCUAAAAUUAUCAUUGGAUGAUUUUAAAACUAAAGUUAAUCCUUCAACUUUACUCUCAAAAGAAUGUGGUAAUAGUUAUUGUGGUUCAGUUUAUAGUGGUAUUUUAUCAUUAUUAUCAAAUGUUAAUGAUUUAAAUAAUAAAAAAGUAUUAGUUUUCUCUUAUGGAUCAGGUUUAGCGGCAUCUUUGUUUUCAUUUAGAAUUAAUAAUAAUAAAAAUAGAAAUAAUAAUAAUAAUAAUAAUAAUUGCUUUUUUAAAACAACAAAUGAUAUUGGAAAGAUUUCAAAUAUAAAAGAACGUUUAUCAAAUAGGGUUAAAGUUUCACCUGAAGAGUUUACAAGAAUUUUAGAUAUUAGAGAAAAGAGUCAUCAAAUGGUUGGUGCUCGUACACCAAUUGAUACUCUUGAUUAUAUUUCAGCUGGUACUUUUUAUCUUGAAAAAAUUGAUGAAAAGUUAAUAAGACAUUAUAAGUCUAAGCCAAUUAUAUCUUCAAAAUUGUAA
Dictyostelium discoideum AX4 is the source of this 1407-nucleotide messenger RNA. RefSeq lists its product as hypothetical. NCBI's taxonomy places the organism in Eukaryota, Evosea, Eumycetozoa, Dictyosteliales, Dictyosteliaceae. The transcript has 2 exons. Bases 1 to 1407 code for a protein of 468 amino acids. The record is from RefSeq and is a predicted model, not a curated record.